GCACCGCAGUUGUACAUUUGGGGAGAGAAAGUUCUUUCGAAUCAGAGUGCGUGUGGGAAGAAGUGCGGGGCUUGUGGUAGAGUGGAGGCACCUCAAAUCACUUUCUACUACUGCAUGCAGAAGGCACCAAGUGCACCAGUCAACAGUCUCGAAACCCCACUCUCUCUCACUCGCCGUCGUUUUCUCUCUCUACACAGGAGAGAUGGGAAAGAAAAAACUUUGAAAAAAAUUGGCGGACUAAUUUUAGGAAAAGAGGCAUUAGGUUCUAUACGUUUUGCCUUUCUUGGAAACGCCGUCGUUCCGAAUCCGUACCCCCAUUUCGGAUUUCUGGGUGCUUGAGGUCUCUAUACUAAUUGUAGUUGAAAGCAUUAGGAUGAUACUUAAUUUAAAGUUUUCUUCCUAAGUAUUCUGUGGCGUUCUUUCUCCACCUCACAUGAUGGGAUCAGAUGAAAAGGGAUAUGCUACGAUCAUGACAGCCGAUUACUAGAGCGGCAAGCCAUCCCCUUCCAGACCAGUCCUUGUUGAGCUUGUAGCAGAUUGUAGACCACAUUUGAUCUUAUUAGUCCAAGGGGUGACAAAUGGAGGGUUCCUUAUUUACCCCAGCUUUUGAGGCAAAGAUAGAAAGAAUAAGAUUUAGCUUGGCAACUCAUCAAGAAAUUUGUAAAGCAUCAAUCAGUGACUGUCCUAUCAGUCAUGCUAGUCAACUUUGCAAUCCAUUUCUUGGGUUGCCCCUUGAUGUCGGCAAAUGCGAGUCCUGUGGUGCUGGUGAGCCUGGGCAAUGUGAAGGUCACUUUGGAUACAUUGAAUUACCCACUCCAAUUUACCACCCUGACCAUGUUGCGGAGCUUAAAAGAAUGCUUAAUCUGUUGUGCUUGAAGUGUUUAAAGCUUAAAAACAGAAGGCUUCCAGCAAAGAGUGGUGGAAUCAUUGAACGGGUGCUAUCUGCAUGCUGUGAGGAGACUACACUAAUAUCCAUCAAUGAAGUGAAGACCACUGAUGGGGCCUGUUAUUUGGAAUUAAAAGUGCCAGGAAGAUCAAAACCUGAAGAUGAUCGCUGGAACUUUUUGGAAAAAUAUGGGUUUCGGUAUGGAGGUCAUUCACGUUCUAGACCAUUGCUUCCUUCGGAGGUGAUGGAAAUGUUAAGAAAACUUCCUCAAGACACCAAGAAAAAGCUAUCUGCAAAAGGUUACUUCCCUCAGGAUGGAUAUCUCAUCAAAUACUUACCUGUUCCUCCAAACUGUUUGUCAGUGCCUGAUAUUUCUGAUGGAAUCAGUACAAUGUCUACAGACCAUUCUAUAUCACUGCUUAAAAAGGUGUUGAGACAGGUAGAGAUUAUAAAAAAUUCAAGAUCUGGGAAGCCAAAUUUUGCAUCACAAGAAAUUGAAGCCAAUGAUUUACAAGCAGCUGCCGUACAGUAUCUUCAAUUUAGGGGUACUGGCAAGGCUACCCGCGAUGUGGAUAAUCGUUUCGGCGUGAAUAAAGAAGUAAAUGCAUCAUCUACGAAAGCCUGGCUUGAGAAAAUGAAGACACUAUUCAUCAGGAAGGGGUCUGGCUUUUCUUCCCGGAGUGUGAUCACAGGUGAUCCAUUUAAGGAAGUGUCGGCAAUCGGACUUCCAUUUGAAAUAGCCCAGAAAAUCACAUAUGAAGAGCGAGUAAAUGAUCACAACCGUGAGUUUUUACAGAAGUUGGUGGAUGAAAAACUUUGUUUGACUUAUAAGGAUGGGAUGUCAACCUAUUCAUUGAGAGAAGGUUCUAAAGGGCAUACAUUUUUGAAGCCUGGUCAGGUAGUGCAUCGGAGAAUAAUGGAUGGUGACAUUGUAUUCAUAAAUAGACCGCCAACUACACACAAGCAUUCCCUGCAAGCCUUGUCCGUGUAUGUUCAUGAUGAUCAUACGGUCAAAAUCAAUCCCCUCAUUUGUGGUCCACUUAGUGCAGAUUUCGAUGGAGAUUGUAUUCAUUUGUUCUAUCCACAGUCACUUGAAGCUAAAGCUGAGGCAAUGGAGCUUUUCGCGGUGGAGAAACAGCUGCUUAGCUCUCACACUGGAAAUUUCAACUUACAGCUGGGAACUGACUCUCUUUUGUCACUUAAACUUCUUUUCAGUAAGUGUCUUUUGAGAAGAGCAGCAGCAGAACAGUUGGCCAUGUUUGUGCCCAAUGUGCUGUCUAAACCUGCAGUACUGAAGUCAGACGUUGGUCCCCUUUGGACUGCAUCACAGAUUUUGGAGAUAUGCCUACCCCCAUGCUUUGAUUCUUCUGGAGAGAGGCAUUCUAUUUCAAGAAGUGAGGUAUUAAGGGUGGACUAUAGCAGGGAUUCGAUGGCAUCAAUUGUCAAUGACUUAGUGACCUCUCUGUUCUUUUUGAAGGGACCAAAAGAGGUAUUAAGAUUUUUUAAUUCCAUACAGCCUCUAUUGAUGGAAAGUCUUUAUUCACAAGGAUUUAGUGUCAGCUUAAGAGACUUUUUCAUACCUUGGGAUGUGGACAGUACUCUUGAAAUUAGGCAGAAAAUUUGUACUAAUUUCAUACAGAAGUCUUCAGCAAUUGGCUAUCUAAUUGAUUCAAAAAGUGAAUCUGCCCUGAACAAGGUGAUCCAGCAAAUUGGUUACUUGGGGCUGCAGAUAUCAGAUAAAGGAAAGUUCUACACUGAAGCACUGGUGAAGGACAUGUCCUCGAUGUUCGUUAAGAAAUAUCCAUGUGAUAAUUAUCCAAUUGAAGGCUUUGGCUUGAUUGAUAGACCUCUUUUUCGUGGAUUAGAUCCAUAUCAAGAGAUGGUGCACUCUAUCUCAAGCAGAGAAGUAAUUGUUCGGUCAAGCCGAGGACUGACAGAACCUGGGACGUUGUUCAAAAAUCUGAUGGCCAUUCUUAGAGAUGUUGUAAUGUGUCAGGAUGGGACUGUACGAAAUAUGUGCAGCAAUUCAAUUAUCCAAUUUGAAUAUGGUAUCAACAGUUCGAAUGUUGCAAGUGAAUUUUGUGCUGGUGAUCCUGUUGGAGUCUUAGCUGCAACUGCCAUGUCCAAUCCUGCUUAUAAGGCUGUACUAGAUUCUUCCCCUAGCAGCAACAACUCAUGGGAGAUGAUGAAGGAGAUACUGCUUUCUGGAGUCAACUUCAAGAAUGCUGUUUCUGAUCGCAGACUAAUUUUGUAUCUUAAUAGUUGUAAUUGUGGGCAGAAGGAUUGCCAAGACAAUGCUGCAGUCUUAGUUCAGAAUCAGUUGAAGAAAAUCACCCUGAAGGAUGUAACCCAUGAGUUCCUGAUAGAGUACAGGUCGCCUGAUAGUUUUGACGCCAAUCCUGGUCUUGUUGGUCAUAUUCAUCUAAAUAAGAGACAACUUCAACAAUUAAAUAUUAGCAUGGAUGUCAUUCUGGGAAAAUGUGAAGAGAAACUCAGUCUUCAUCAAAAGAAGAAGAAAAAAGAUGGGAUCUUUAAGGGAAUAUUUUUAUCGUCCAGCGACUGUUCUUUUUGUCUAUCCUCGAAAAGUGAAGGGCCCGAUACUCCAUGCAUCCAGUUUUUUUGGCAAGGGGCAAUUGAUGAUCUUUCAAAGAGGGCUUCCCAGCUAGUUGAUACAGUUUCUCCAGUGAUAUUCCAGACAGUCAUUAAAGGUGAUCCUAGAGUUUCUAGUGCAAAUAAAGUUUGGGUAAGUCCCCAGACGGAGAACUGGAUCAGGAGCCCAUACACGAGCUCAAAAGGUGAGUGGGUACUGGAUGUUAUCCUUGAGAAAGAAGCUGUGAAGAAGAGUGGGGAUGCAUGGAGAAUAGUGAUGGAUUCCUGCAUUCCAGUCAUCCACUUGAUAGAUACUCAACGUUCGGUCCCAUAUGGUAUAAAAGAAAUACAAGAACUGCUGGGUAUCUCUUGCACAUUUGAGCAGGCUGUUCAGCGUUUGACAACUUCGGUGACAAUGGUAACAAAAGGUGUUCUAAAGGACCACCUCCUGCUAUUGGGUAAUAACAUGACUUGCACGGGAACAUUGAUUGGAUUUAAUGCUGGUGGCAUCAAGCACUUGUCAAAAUCUCUUGAUGUUCAAGUGCCGUUCAUGAGUGCAACUCUGUCUACCCCUAGAAAGUGCUUUGAGAGAGCUGCUGAAAAAUGCCAUGUUGACAAUUUAUCGAGUAUUGUGGCGUCUUGUGCCUGGGGAAAGCAUGUUUCCGUAGGUACUGGAUCUCCAUUUGAGAUUCUUUGGGACACCAAAAAGGCGGAGUUGAACUCUGAGAAGGAAAUUGAUGUCUAUGAUUUCCUUCGAGAUAUGAGCUGUGGAUUAAACCUGGAAGGAGACACUGGUUGCUUGGGUGCAGAAAUUGAAGAUUUGGACCAAGCAGAUGAAUUUAUGGAAUUUGGCUUGUCGCCAGAGAGAGAACCUGGCCAAGAUAAACCAACUUUUGAAGAUGGACCUGAAAUUGGGGUCAUUGAUGGAUGGGAUACUAAUGGUUUAUCCAAAGAGGAUGCUGGUUGGUCUUCUUGGGGUAAAAAGGAUGAUUCCCAAGUCGAUGAUUGGAUAAAUAAGCAGGAGCAAAGCGCUUGGGAUAAAAAAGCCAAUUUCGAAGAAAGUGAUUGGGGGAAAAAGGCUGAGGGAAGUGAUUGGGGGAAAAAGAGUGAAGAGAAUACUUGGGAUAAGAAAGUAAAUUCUGAGGAAGGUGACUGGGGGAAAAAGGCUGAAGAUAAUACUUGGGGUAAGAAAGUCAACUCUGAGGAAAGUGAUUGGGGUAAGAAAGUCAAUUCUGAGGGAAGUGAUUGGGGAAAAAAGGCUGAAGAGAGUACUUGGGGCAAGAAAGUCAAUUCCGAGGGAAGUGAUUGGGGUAAGAAAGUCAAUUCCGAGGGAAGUGAUUGGGGUAAGAAAGUCAAUUCUGAGGGAAGUGAUUGGGGGAAAAAGGCUGAAGAGAGUACUUGGGGUAAGAAAGUUAAUUCUGAGGGAAGUGAUUGGGGGAAAAAGGAUGAAGAGAGUACUUGGGGGAAGAAAGUCAAUUCUGAGGAAAGUGAACGGGGGAAAAAGGGUGAAGAGAGUAGUUGGGGUAAGAAAGUCGGUUCUGAGAAAAGUGAUUGGGGGAAAAAGGGUGAAGAGAGUAGCUGGGGUAAGAAAGUCACUUCCGAGGAAAAUGAUUGGACGAAAACGGGUGGAGAGAGUAGUUGGGGUAAGAAAGGCAGUUCUGAGAAAAAUAAUUGGGGUGAUGAGGAUACUUGGGGCAAGAAAGGCAAUUCAAUUUCGAAGGAAAGUAGUAGUUGGGGUGAAAAGAGCAAGUCAAAGGAAAAUGAAUGGGGGGUUAAAAAUGCUGUUUCUGAGGAAACAAAAAGCAGUGAUGAAAACACUUGGGAUAAAAAGAAAAAAUGGGAGGGAAAUGCUUCCAAGGAAGAUGCCUGGGGGAAAAAGGUUAGUUCUGAGGGAGGGGGAGGAGGACCCGAAUGGGGUAAAAUGGCUGAGUCUGAUCAUGGGGAUGAUAGUGGAUGGGGUAAGAAUGCUACUUCUCAGGAAAACAACAGUUGGAUGAAAAAGGCCGACUCUGCUGCUGAUGCUGCUUGGGGUAACAAGUCUGCGUCAAGCACUUGGGGGCCUAAAAACGAUAGUGAUUGGGGAAAGAAACCUGAGCAGCAGAGCACUCGAAAAGAUGCGUCUGCUGCAAAAACUCAAGAUGGUGAUCCAUGGUCAGCUACUGGAACUCAGAACAGUCUGGAUGCUUCAGACAAUCCUUGGGACUCCAAACUGACGACUCAAGCAACACCUUCUAAUACUUGGGGGGGCUCGUCUAAUGACUGGAGUAAAUUUGAUUCGCAGUCUUCCCCUGGGAAAAAUAAUAAAGAGUUUUCAUCUGAUGGUUGGGGUUCUAGUCAGAAACAAUCUGAUGAUAAUCAAGGUGAUAAUGAUUCACGUCCUCAGUGGGGUCGUGGUAGGGGUAGGGGUCGAGGUCGAGGAUGGGGGCGUGGUGGUGGUGGACGCUCUAGAGAUGGUUCUCAAGGGAGGGGUGAUGGAGAAAGGAAACCUUGGAGACCCCGUCCUACAGAUGAUCCCAGUGCCGCAGGACUUUUCUCAGCAACAAAGAAGCGCCUGGAUUCAUUCACAGCGGAGGAACAAGAUGUUCUUUCUGAAACUGAAUCCAUAAUGAAAACAAUAAGAAGAAUAAUGAAUCAGUCGGGUGAUGGCGAUCCCUUGUCAGCUGAUGAUCAGAAUUACAUAAUUGAGAAUGUGUUGAACUAUCACUCGGACAAGGCUGUGAAGAUCGGAGCAGGAAUCAAGCACAUUAUGGUUACUAAGCACGAGCUCUUCCAAGAUAGUAGGUGCUUCUACGUUGUCACCGUGGAUGACACCAAGAACGAUUUCUCCUACCGUAAAUGCCUGGAAAAUCUAAUCCGUGAAAAAUUCCCCGACAAGGCCGAAACAUUCAUCUCCAAAUAUUUCCGAAGGCCACAACCUCGCCAGGGCUGGACUCGCGACCCAUCCCAAAAUGAUGCUGCAAAACCCGGGUGGCAAAGCGACUCCGCCCCUACUCCCAAUGAUGGCGCAAAAUCCGGGUGGCAAAGCGACUCCGCCCCUACUCCCAAUGAUGGCGCAAAAUCCGGGUGGCAAAGCGAUUCCGCCCCUACUCCCACUCCCACUCCCGGUGAUUCUGCAAAACCCGGGUGGCAAAGCGACUGGGCCCCUACACCCAAUGAUGCUGGUACCCCAAGCUGUCCCGGCCCGGACGACGCCGGAACUCCCGGGUGGAAUUAGCCCCAAGAUGAAGUGCAGUGUGCAGCUCUCAGGUAAUUUUCCAUGUAAGUCAAGUGAUGUCAUUUGUCUUGAAUGAAUUAAUAUAAUAUUAGUUAGGUUGGAUCUUCUGGACUGGAUUGGAUUCACGCAAUGGGAUCAAGAAUUUGGUUACAUUUGUAGUAGUAGUAGUAGUAGUAAUGAAAUAUGCAGUAAGUAAUACUUGGGGGAAGGUUUCUCUUUAA
Andrographis paniculata is the source of this 6910-nucleotide messenger RNA. RefSeq names its product DNA-directed RNA polymerase V subunit 1. Bases 579 to 6689 code for a protein of 2036 amino acids. The transcript is spliced from 21 exons. Gene Ontology annotation, cellular component: RNA polymerase II, core complex. Gene Ontology annotation, molecular function: DNA binding. NCBI's taxonomy places the organism in Eukaryota, Viridiplantae, Streptophyta, Magnoliopsida, Lamiales, Acanthaceae. Gene Ontology annotation, biological process: DNA-templated transcription. The record is from RefSeq and is a predicted model, not a curated record.